This is a messenger RNA of Brassica napus (rape), 1965 nucleotides long. Its product is annotated as receptor-like protein 53. The transcript has 2 exons. Lineage: Eukaryota; Viridiplantae; Streptophyta; Magnoliopsida; Brassicales; Brassicaceae. The record is from RefSeq and is a predicted model, not a curated record. The coding region runs from base 1 to 1128 and encodes 375 amino acids. Gene Ontology annotation, molecular function: protein binding.
AUGGAAGUAACUCUCUUGUAUAUUUGGACGUCACUGAUACAUCUCUUUCAGGGAGCAUUCCAGACUCUAUCAGCAACCUCAAAACACUUGAAGGUUUUGAGUUUUUCCGACUGCAAAUUCACAGGGAAGAUUCCGUCUUCAAUUGGAAACCUUUCUCAUCUCAACAUUCUUGACUUUGGUUAUAAUAACCUUGCUGGUGAAAUUCCCACUGCGCUAUUCAAUCUUACAAAGUUAUCAUCCUUAUCACUCGCCUCCAAUCACUUCACAGGCACGCUUCCUCACAACAUCAAUUCACUCUCCAACUUGAAUAUCUUUAACGCGGCCUCAAACUCUUUCUUCGGAACAGUCCCUUCUACUUUCUUCAACAUUCCUUGUCUGGAGAGUCUUGAUUUGGGUGAUAACCAGUUCAGUGGCCCUCUUGAGAUUGGGAAUAUAUCUUCAAUGUCUAAGCUACAAAGCUUAGUUCUUUCAAAAAACAAUCUCACAGGACCAAUCCCUAGAUCCAUAUCCAAAUUAGUCAACCUUGUGUAUCUUGAUCUUUCCUAUCUCAACACCCGAGGCCCACUUGACGUUGGUAUCUUCUGGCAUCUCAAGUCGCUCCAACAACUUACUCUAUCCCACAUAAAUACCACCAUUGCUAGGAUUGAUUUGAAUGCAGUUUUAUCCUUGCCUCUCAAGUCCUUGUCUAUCUUGGAUCUCUCAGGCAGCCACGUUUCAGUAGAAAACAUGAGUUCAGUUUCCACCCUUUUAUCGCAGUUGAUAUAUUUGUUCUUGUCUGGCUGCGGUAUCACAGUGUUCCCAGAGUUCAUAAGCUCCCUACAAUAUAUCUCUAUGAUAGACCUUUCUAACAACAGCAUUAAAGGUCAAGUGCCCGCAUGGUUAUGGAGACUACCAGAAUUACAUUAUGCUGAACUUUCCUACAACGCAAUCAACGGUUUCAAAGAAUUCCCAAAAGAUGUCUCAAGAACGAUGAUGAGUUCACUAUUUCUGAACAAAAACAACUUGUCUAGAGAGAUCCCCAGAGCAAUAUGUGACAUGACCUCUCUAAGUGUCGUUGAUUUAUCAAACAACAACUUCAGCGGAUCUGUUCCACAAUGCCUCAGCAAUCUCAUCAAGAGGGGUCGCUAACAAUCACCUCACUGGAAAACUACCAGACGUAUUUCUCAACGACUGCAACCUAAGGUCACUCAAUGUUGGUCACAACCAAUUGGCGGGGAAACUUCCAAGAUCUCUGUCGGGUUGCUCUUCUCUGGAGGUUCUAAACAUGGAGCACAACAGAAUCAACGACACUUUCCCAUUCUGGUACGAAUCAUCGACAUCUCACACAAUGACUUCACGGGAACCUUACCGUCACACUUCUUCAUGUACUGGAGUGCUAUGCACUCGGAAGGAGAUGGUUCAGGACUGGAGUACAUGGGAUACAACUACUUUUACCAGGACUCAAUGGUCUUAAUGAACAAAGGAAUAGAGUUGAACUACACCAAGAUCCGUGCAAUCUUAACACUAAUUGAUCUUUCAGGAAACAGACUCCAAGGUCAAGUGAAAGCUCUUAAAGUGCUAAACCUAUCAAGCAACGGUUUUGUCGGCAACAUACCUUCAUCUUUGGCGAAUCUGGUUCAGCUCGAGUCACUGGACUUAUCACAUAACAAGCUCUCUGGCCACAUUCCUCGUGAUCUUGCCGACCUCACAAGUCUAUGUAUCAUAAGGGUUUCACACAACAAGCUCGUAGGGAUGAUUCCGAAAAGCACACAGUUUCAAACGCAGAACGUUUCGGGUUUUGAAGAUAACGCUGGACUCUCGAUGAAUGUGGAGUUGGCCGUGAUGAUUCGCCGCUUUCAGAACAAGAAGAGGAGGAGGAGGAAGAAGAAGAAUCCUAUUUUAAAAUUUACCUUAGCCUGCCAUUUUCUUUACUAACAUUACAUGUUUCAUUAAGGGCAAUCAAGUAAUAUUAAUAACAUAUUUACA